This is a messenger RNA of Exophiala viscosa, 2417 nucleotides long. RefSeq lists its product as uncharacterized. Lineage: Eukaryota; Fungi; Ascomycota; Eurotiomycetes; Chaetothyriales; Herpotrichiellaceae. The record is from RefSeq and is a predicted model, not a curated record. The transcript has 3 exons. Bases 114 to 2417 code for a protein of 767 amino acids.
GAGAAAACCACCAGCCUGACUGCGAAAGUGAUGGCGAACAGCACUCUCUCUCGUUUCUCUCUUGAUGAUUACCCAUUCAAAUCUGUUCAGAUCAUCAUCCCUCUUCUCAUAAGAUGUCGAGACAACUGGUCCCAAGAAGUGGUGGUGGGUCAGCCCCAAGCGCGGAUCCUGCAUUUGUUCAACAAGGCGAGGUUGACUGGGUGUCUUUGUCCAGUGCCGUCGUAUCUGUGACCGUGGGAACUUUGGCAAGACUUUCUGGUGCUGGAGUGCAAGAGAUCACAUACGUAGGCGCUCUACAGCUGGCCACCAGAUUCAAACUGGCGAACAUUGGCAAACGACGAGUUUGCGAAGCCGUGGAAAGGCUGCGGGUUUCCCCAGCGUUCGACAAUGUGGCCUAUUUCGGCUUUGGCUACCGGAGUUUCGUUCGCUUUCUCUCGGACACCGAGGCCGGGAUAAAAUGCAUUGCGCUAUGUGCCAGCCUCUCGGAGGCCCACAGCGAAGAUCUGGCAGCUCGUGUGAUCAGUUCCCUUUGGACGGUCGUUGGGUACCCCGAGGACUAUCAACCCUCUCUUCAGCAGUUCAGGUGUCUCGUGAAGGCGUGUGCUGGGGUAUUCGCUCAGUCAACCUUCCCCAUAACUAUGGGAGUAAUGCUUGGGCCUCACAGAAAUGUCAGAAAGAUCUUGGAGCCUGAGGCAUCCGACCCGGAUGCCAUUGCCAAAGCCUUGCAAGAUCACUGCGCUACCGAAUCACGGUUGUUGGGGGCGCUGAAUGCAGCUUCAUCGCCGCUGUGUCGCCGGCUGUUCGAUUUGAAGACUCACGUCGAGGAUAGCCAUGGCAACACUGUCUUUAUGUCUUCUCCAAGUCCUGAACAGACCCAAGUUCAUAUCAUUUAUAAGGAAGACGAGCAACUUUCAGCGGUUACGGUUUCAGCUUCCACUUUCGUACUAGAAGGUCCCAACGACCUACUCCGUUAUGUGCCCGACCGUCGCUUGCGCCUUAUUCGCACUCGAGUUCCUUGGGAUUCUUGCCUGAAGCACACUUUCGGGCAAGACUUCACAGACCUUGUUAGCUUUCCAGCAGCACUCGGUGAUUUCCUUGGGGGAGCUGCUCGAAUAUUCAAAGCCCUGGCCAGGGGUGAGCUUGAGGUCAAUGUGUUCUCCAGAAAGCUCUUCAUCGAUUACGCGGAUGCUAGUCAUGGACGCGGUUUUGUGGAAAGUAUGGUCAACUUUUUCCCAGAACUGAAUGACACAAGCUUGCUGGACUCCGCCCGCUCUGCACUUUCACGGAGUGUGUCAAGCACGAUAUCACAUAUAGAACAAGCCAUGUUCGUGUUCAUCCGACACUGCACUUGCUUCCGCUGCGACGCAACGGAGAACUCGGACGAAGCCCACAGACAUAGUAAGCGAUUGUGCUUGUUAGCUCUCGCAGCAACUGUUCUGGACCUGAUCGUCACGACCGGCUCGGUGGUGUGUGAACGAGAAAUGCUGCCCACAGAGAAUGGUCUCUAUCACAUAUACGAAAGGAAUCAGGCUCGCUUGGAAUUGAUGGACGGCCCACAAGGAGGAGUAGAAGAUCUUGCCAAACUAUUUCGACUCGACGAGGGGUUUACUGGAUGCGGCGGCAGGACUCCUGCAGGGAUCAUGGCAGAUACCCUUUGCCUCUUCACAGGGCACGAGCCAUCAGUCUCUGGACUGGAGACGUACAGGUCUCGGACCGCCGUGGCAGAGAGCGGAAUCUGUGUGUAUCUGGAUUGUCUUGAGUCGGUGACCACAAGGCCGGAAUUGUUGCGGCGGAUACAUGUAAUACCGGGCCACAUCGGCAGAGGAACCAGAGUCUUUAACUCUGUUUGGGACUGCGCCCAUAGCAAAGCUCCAUUUCUGGAGAGAGUCAAGUUCAGUAAAGUCGCGGAAGGUCUCGAUACUUCGUCGCGAUAUGACUUCCCGGAGCAACUGAAGCUGACCGCACUUGUGGACGAGCCAAGCGGACCUGGCCAACUUGCACUCUACUAUCAAAUCUCAGCACCUCAGGGCCAAGUCUUCAUCCAACCAGGCGAGAUAUCCAGGCAUAUACUCUCCAGAUCUGGACUUAUCGUUUGCUCGAAGUCUGAUUGUGAUGAGCGCUUGCCGUUGGACCCAUACUUCGUUCGGGCUGGCUGGAAUUUCGAUAGCAAGUCACUGAAAGAGUUCGCAGAAUCAGAUCAAAUGACUCCCGGCAACGUCCUCGUCUGGAAGCACAGAAAUUCAGAUAUUGAACGUUUGCUUGCCAUUGAGAUACAACGACAGACUUCAUACAGAUUGCGAGCUCAUGCACAUGUCCUUUUCGCUCGGGGCGAGUGCGUGCCAUGUUCUAUCCGUGCUGCAUCACAGAUCAUGGACGGAUGGCGCACUUCUAAGCAAGGGCUUUGUGCAGCAGGAUAG